AUGGAUAACUGUAAAGAGGUGCGUUUGAUGCAGUGGCCGGGUGGUGUCCGCCAAAUCCCGUCUUCAAUCUGCAGUCAGCCCUGUCAGCAAGGGGAGCGCAAGAAGAUUGUGAAGGGCAUUCCUUGUUGUUGGCACUGCGAGCGCUGUGAUGGCUAUCAGUAUCAGGCAGACACCUACACAUGUAAAAUGUGUCGCUUUGAUUUGCGUCCCAACGAGAAUCACACAGGCUGUGUUCCAAUCCCCAUUGUUAAGCUGGAGUGGAGCUCCCCCUGGGCAGUCAUCCCUGUGCUUAUCGCAGUCCUCGGCAUCAUGGCCACUUUGUUUGUUGUGGUCACGUUCAUCCGCUACAACGACACGCCAAUUGUGAAGGCAUCAGGGAGAGAGUUAAGCUAUGUGCUGCUAACUGGAAUCUUCCUCUGUUACGCCACAACGUUCUUGAUGAUUUCUGCACCUGAUGUAGGAAUCUGCUCCCUCCGCAGAAUCUUCUUGGGUUUAGGGAUGAGCAUUAGUUAUGCUGCUCUGCUCACCAAAACCAAUCGUAUUUACCGCAUCUUUGAGCAGGGCACCAUGUCUGUGAGUGCUCCCAGGUUCAUUUCUCCAGCCUCCCAGCUUGUCAUCACCUUCACCCUUGCUUCAGUGCAGCUGCUCGGGGUGUGCAUAUGGUUUGGCAUGGAUCCCUCCAAGGCCCUUAUCGACUACGAGGACCAGAGAACAUCUAACCCUGUGCUGGCUCGUGGUGUUCUCAAGUGUGAUAUCUCUGACUUGUCUCUCAUCUGCUUGCUGGGCUAUAGCAUGCUGCUCAUGGUCACCUGUACUGUUUAUGCCAUCAAAACUAGAGGUGUGCCUGAGACCUUUAAUGAGGCCAAACCCAUUGGUUUCACUAUGUACACAACCUGCAUAAUUUGGCUAGCGUUUAUUCCAAUCUUCUUCGGCACUUCACAGGAUAUGUACAUCCAAACAACCACACUAACCAUCUCUGUGAGCCUGAGCGCAUCAGUGAUCCUUGGUUUGCUCUACAUGCCCAAGGUCUACGUGAUUCUCUUGCAUCCUGAACAGAAUGUGCCCAAGCGCACACGCAGCCUGAAGGCCGUGGUUACCGCAGCUACCAUGUCCAACAAGUUCAACCCCAAGGCCGGACUCAGACCCAACGGAGAGGCCAAGACUGAACUCUGUGAAAGCCUCGAAACACAAUCCUUCUCAACAAAGCAAACCUACAUCAGCUACAGCAACCACGCAAUCUAAGGGACAAAGGUUCUUAUCCACAAUUCUAGAUUUUCACCACGGCAGAGAGAGAGAGAAAUAUAUCAAAAUAAAACAUGAAGUGGAAUUUCACACAGCUUCAAAAAAAGGUUUCUCGUUGUGUGGGUGGUGAUCACAGAAGCAUUGCCCAAAGACGUGACAUGCUGAGGAGAAACCACAAAGAAGGGCGGAGAUGGACAAAAAUGACCAGAACAGAUAGAUGUACAAUUUUAGAGAUUCCAUCUUCUGUCAGCCAACAAAAAACACAGACAAAACAGAAAAAUCCUUGCAUGGGGGAAAAGGUGGAGACUGAAGGAUGGAGCUAUCUGUUGGAGUGUUUAAAUUUGUCUCUAAAAGACUUGUGAGAUUUUAAGCAGGGCAGAAUGGAGCUGCACCUACAUCAAGAAUACGUUCAGGCAUUUUCAAUGUCAUUUUAAAAUGGCGUCACAUGGGAUAAAUCAACUCCUAUAAGGCAUGAAAACAUGGAUUUCUUAAAGGGGCUUGCAGUUUUUAUUCCUCAGUGCAUUCCAGUCUCGCAAGUCAGACGAGUGGAAACGAGGAUCAUCUCAACAGCGCAGCAAACACGUGCUUGUCUUUUUCUGUCCUCUUCCAGGGUCCCGCUGCGCUGAGAAGAACCACAGCACUCAUGACAAAGGAUCUUUGCCAAUUUUCAGCAUGCCAGUUUCAACAUCCUGUGUUGUGUUGUUUACCAAAAAAAAAAAAAAAAA
This is a messenger RNA of Nematolebias whitei (Rio pearlfish), 1967 nucleotides long. Its product is annotated as metabotropic glutamate receptor 4. Lineage: Eukaryota; Metazoa; Chordata; Actinopteri; Cyprinodontiformes; Rivulidae. Gene Ontology annotation, cellular component: membrane. Gene Ontology annotation, molecular function: adenylate cyclase inhibiting G protein-coupled glutamate receptor activity. Gene Ontology annotation, biological process: regulation of synaptic transmission, glutamatergic; G protein-coupled glutamate receptor signaling pathway. The transcript is spliced from 5 exons. The coding region runs from base 1 to 1242 and encodes 413 amino acids. The record is from RefSeq and is a predicted model, not a curated record.